This is a messenger RNA of Cannabis sativa, 2353 nucleotides long. RefSeq names its product protein DOG1-like 4. The record is from RefSeq and is a predicted model, not a curated record. Gene Ontology annotation, biological process: DNA-templated transcription. Gene Ontology annotation, molecular function: sequence-specific DNA binding. The transcript is spliced from 2 exons. NCBI's taxonomy places the organism in Eukaryota, Viridiplantae, Streptophyta, Magnoliopsida, Rosales, Cannabaceae. The coding region runs from base 22 to 720 and encodes 232 amino acids.
ACACAUAACCAAAAUAUAAUAAUGAGCAAUAAUUUCAGCAACUUCUACGAAGCAUGGUUCGAUCGACUAAAGCACUUAGUCCACCAACUAGUUCAUGCACACCAUACCCCAACAACCCUAGACCAACACAACCACCUCCAACAUCUCACCAACAAGCUCAUCUCCCACUAUACCGAAUACUACAAAUUCAAAUCCCUAGCUAUCGAGCGCGAUGCCCUAACGGUGCUUGCAGCACCUUGGGCGACUGCGCUCGAGCGCUCUCUUCACUGGAUGGCCGGGUGGCGUCCCACUACGGUCUUCCAUCUGAUCUACUCAGAAUCAUCGAUUCUGUUUGAGUCUCAUAUUAUUGAUAUUCUUCGAGGUCUUCGUACUGGAGACCUCGGAGACCUCUCUCCCUCUCAGUUUCGCAGAGUCAGUGAACUGCAAUGCGAAACUGUGAAAGAAGAGAACGAGAUCACUGGAGACUUCUCUGAGUGGCAAGAUAGCGCCAGCGAAAUGCUGGUUGCGGAACUGGAUGGUGGUGGUGUGAGCCAGAAGAUCGGACGGUUAGGGUUUGUUCUGAGAAAAGCUGAUGAUCUACGGUUGAGAACGAUUCAGAGUGUUGUUGAGCUUUUGACGCCGCAACAGGCCGUGGAGUUUCUUAUCGCCGCCGCCGAGUUGCAAUUUGGGAUUCGUGCUUGGGGAGUUAAUCACGACCGUACAUCAAUUAGAGAAUAUUGAUUGAUGACGUCAUUAUUAAUUAAUUAUUAAAACACAUCAUGGCCGUUCAUUUUGGAUGGGAGUAAUCUAACGCGAGCCCAACGGUGGGUCUUUUAGCUCCGUCCGUCGUCGAAACUAUGGCUAUGCUGGUUGGAUUGUAAUUGCGCUCUCGUCUUGGAUAUUAUAAUAUUGAGGUGGAGACAGAUUGUCAAAUUAUUACAAAAUUCGUAAAUAAAAGAUAUGUCUAUUUCGCUGAUUAUGUUUUGAUUUUACAAGAUAUUUAUUUAGUUUGUGAUACUAUUAUUUUAUUAAAAAAUUUUGUAAUAAAAGGGGAUAUUUGCGACAAAACCCCCUUAGCAUUUACAAUUAUUACGCAUAUGAUCCUAAUCACAAAUAGUAACGACAAAAAUACUUUAUCUUAUGAUUUUAUUGCAGUCGUACUCUUUUUUAGCCAUUAAGUGCCAACUCAGAAAUACGUGGUGACAUAUUAUUAGACUACGUAUUAAAUAAGCUAAAGAAAUAUAUCGUUAUGUAUUUUUGAGCUAGCACUUAACGAGUUAACGGGUUUAAUUGACACUUAACAACUAAAAAAUAGUACGACUGCAAAAAAAUUAUAAGACAAAAUAUUUUUACUGCUAUUUUCUUAAUAAAUUAAUAUGUGUAAUAAUUACAAAUAUUAAAAAAAAAAAUUAACUAUAAAUAUUCUAAUAAAAGGUUAUAAUUAAUAAGGUUGUUCAUCAAGUUGCUUAAACCGCUCAAACAGCCCGCACUGCAAAAAAAAUGCAGUUAAAAUUCUUUGCGGUGCGGUCGUAGUUUGAAUGUUUUCUAAAUCGCGCAGUGCGGUAUAGUUUACAGUUUUGAAUUGCUAAUAUAUGGUUCAUGUCGCACCGCAUAUUAUAAAAAUAUCAAUUUUUAUAUUUAUUUAAGUCCAAUAUAUAAAAGUCCAGCCCAAAGCCCACUAAUUAUUAUAUUGUUGAAACUUAAAUUUUUUUUUUCGCAUUUAUUUUCAAGCCUUAUGGUAUUUUCGACAAGUGUUGUUCAAGCUUUGUUGUAUUUGUGAUAGUUUAAUUAUUUAGUGAUCGUUCAAACCGCAUAAAUCGUAUCGCAAUAUUUUUUACGAUACAAUAUCUACGAUUUUUUAGUUUCACAAUACAAGUGCGAUUUAAAAAAUUAAAAAAAUUACAAAAAUAAAUUAGUUUAAAAAAAUAGUCAAAAAUUACACCAUCUCAAGCACCACCGAGCCCUAAUAAUUACCAAUCUUCUUCAUUAAUUGGGCAUAUAACACUUACGAGUUAUUGACCGGUCAAAACAUCUGACUAAGCACAAACGAAGACUAAUCUCACGGCCCCGUCAUUUACCAAAACCAUAAACACCAAAUCAAAAUCCACCACGUGUCAUCAACUCGGUCCAAUCACAUCACGCGGUUCUUUUCAACCCUCACAGCUAAGUCAACACACCAUAAUCCGAUUCUUCGUCUAAAUUUGACUCCCGAUUUUCUCUCUCUGUCUAAAAGCUCCGAAAAAAGCUCGCCUCUAAUGGAAAUUUCGAAACCCUAAAAAACCCUAAAAAGCCAUGUCUUUGAGAAGAGCCUUUCGAUCUCGCAAAUUCUCCAAAUCCUUUCGGGAAUUAAGCCCCGAAGAGGAACAUCAUCAGA